Messenger RNA from Conger conger (European conger), 4188 nucleotides. Its product is annotated as zinc finger and BTB domain-containing protein 1-like. Gene Ontology annotation, biological process: regulation of transcription by RNA polymerase II. Gene Ontology annotation, molecular function: DNA-binding transcription factor activity, RNA polymerase II-specific; RNA polymerase II cis-regulatory region sequence-specific DNA binding; protein binding. The record is from RefSeq and is a predicted model, not a curated record. Lineage: Eukaryota; Metazoa; Chordata; Actinopteri; Anguilliformes; Congridae. The transcript is spliced from 2 exons. Bases 230 to 2047 code for a protein of 605 amino acids. Gene Ontology annotation, cellular component: nucleus.
GCUGAAUUUUCGUAGGAAGGGUUGGACCUGGAACAGACUGACACAGACUCAGUGCGGUAGCACACAAGAGUGUCUGUGCGGAAGUGCUUCGAAACGCGCUGCAGGAGUGGUCUGCCGUCGCGACAAUUCUCACGCUUUACACUUUAAAAAGACGCUAAUCUCAGGUCACAAGCAUAAUCUUAAAUAUUACCCUGAAGGACUCGGUGCUCCGUAUUAGUGGGAGGCGGAUAUGCCAGGCAGACCCCAGGUAAUGACGCGGCCGAAUCACAGCGAGCACGUCCUGCAGCAGCUCAAUAACCAGAGGGAGUGGGGCUUCCUCUGCGACUGCUCCGUUGCAGUGGGUGACGUUGACUUCCGGGCCCACAAGGCUGUGCUGGCGGCCUGCAGCUCCUACUUCCGGAUGAUGUUCAUCAAGGACCAGCGGGCUCGCCUAGACCUCAGCAACAUACCGGUCAGCGCCGAGUGCUUCGACCUGAUCCUGCAGCUGAUGUACUUGGGGCGGACCAUGACAGAACCUGGAGACUUCGAGGAGCUGAAGGUGGCCAUGGCUUACCUGCAGAUGUAUUACAUCCCAGAUUCCCUGGAGGAUCUCAGGGGAAGCCAGAGCGCUAAUGCUAACCUCCCUCCACCCUCCUCCUCCUCUUCCACCUCCUGCUCAUCUUCCUCUAGCUCCUCCCCAUCCUUGGGCCCAGCGGAAGCCAAGAUGAUGUUCGGGGUACGCUUAUACGAGCAGCCGAGACGGAGCAGUGCGGAGGGAGAGCGCCCUCUCCAGCACCCGUUGGCUCCCGCGCCGUCCGUCCUGUUAGCCCCUGCGCCCGUCCCCCAGGCUGUCAGCAGGCCUCCCACAGAGGAGCCGAUAGCUACACCCCUUGUGCCAAGGCCCGUGCCGGUGGACAGCGUGACAGAGCGACCCUGUGACCUGCGGAAGAGGCCUUCGGGACGCCGGGCUCCCGCCAGAGAGCGCCCCCGUUUCGGCCGCACCUUCACCUGCGACGACUGUGGCUUCGUCUUCAGCUGCGAGAAGCUGCUGGUGGAGCACGGCCUCACCUGCACCAACCGCAAGGCCUUCCAGACGCCGGAGGCCCGAGCCCGGGCCCACGGCGCCCCCGCCUGGGGGGAGGCCUCAGGCUUCGAGGGGUCGGAGGGGCAAGAGUGGAGGGAGGGAGACGACUGGCGCGAGCGUGGCCUGGACCCCAGCGUGGAAACGCCGAUAAGGUCUGUAGGGACGGUCACGGAGAGCGGGCCCACCAGGAACGGAGCCACCAUCAAAGUGGAGCUGGAGGAGAUCUCUACCAUGGACGGCGUGACGGCGGUCCGGGUGGGCGAGAGCACGGAGGACGGCGGCCCGUUGAGCCCGCAAUACCAGGAGGAGAAGAAGAACCGGUGCCCGUUCGGCCGAGGGGUUGAAGAGACCGGCGCGUCAGGGGUGGAGGACGGUCUCGCGUUCGAGGAACCGGGCGCCGUGCCAAUUAAGCGGGAGGAGCAGGGCUCGGAGUGUGAACCCUGCGAGCUCUGCGGCGCCCCCUUGGAGGAGGAGGACCGCUCGGCGCACUACAUCUCCAGCCACAUGGCCCACAUCUGCGCCUGCGGGAGGUGCGGCCAGAUCUUCGUCCGAGGGCGGCAGCUGCAGGAGCACGCUGAGCGCUGCGGGGAGCCCCGGGACUCCGCUCGGUCGCCGGCGGAGGCCGACGGGCAGGCCUGGGCGUGGGGCUCGGGGGAAGAGGGUCCGAUGGAGCGCGGCGGGGCCGGCGUCCGCUGCCCGCACUGCAGCCUGCCCCUGGAGAGCGAGGAGAUGGCCGCCAGGCACGCGGCCCGCUGCCGGGAGGAGGGCGGAGGUGGGGGCGGCCGCUCUUACCGCGCGGGCUCGCACAGGAAGGGGCUGUAUGAGCGCGGCGGCCCGCGGGAACCGCGAUACAGCCGGCGGCUCCUACGGGACAGGCAACUGCGUCCGCGAAGCACCCUCGGGCAAGACGCGCCCCGGUACUGCUCUCCUGGCACCUCCUCCGCCGGGACGCCGCCUUCCUGCACGACCACCUGCGCCACGUGACCUCUCACCUGCUGUGCACCAACUGGCAGCGCUGCCCACCCGCCAUGAUGUCACAGCCUCCUCCAGCACUGUGACCGAACCCACAGACAAGCGCCCGUAAGCCUAUGGUCUACAUGGGGAGAAACUCCAUACCACAUCAGACAUGGAGACUUACUCCGACUUCUGACAAACCGAAUAAUUCCUUAGUGUUUUGUGCACGCACGUGUUAGUUCUAUGUUUUACAGAAGCCAUAAAAUUUGUAAAUGGUUGUAUUCACAAUAAGCACCGAAAUUGCUUGUACAAAGUACAAUUAUGAAUCGUAUGUGUAAUCAUAACUGAGUCCACUGUGUUGCUUUCUUUUGGGACAAUAGUGGCCUGAGCAUUCUGUGCACAUUAAAAUGCGUUCCCUUUUUCAGCCGCAGUUACUUGUAUACAUACAUUCCUGAUGGCACAGGACAAGUCUUGUACGAUUACACAAGAGGCAUGGAGCCAACUUUGGUUGUCUACUGCUAAAGGACUAGCUGUUACUUGUACUCUUGUGGUAAUGUGUCCUUAUUUUUGUGUUUGUAAGAGAUGUUUCAUUGCCAGAAUGUGACAUCAUUUUUUUCUAUUAAUCCACUCUGUCUUUCUCAGUCAUACAGUUAUCUGGAUGGAUUUGGAUCCUAGCCUGUUCCUAGCAUUAGAAAACCUACAUUGUGGCUUAUGGAACACAGAAAAACACAGAUUCUAUAGUGUCAAGCACUGGUCUGUAGCACACAGAAUCUUUGCGUGAGACAGAAACUCUGUGAUUAUACAUAAGUUUGGCAGACUUGCAGAACAGUGCAUAUGUCAGUUCAGUGGGUUUAUAAGAGCAAGAAAUACAGAGGACGGUAGACAACAUCAAACAAGGAAGUGCUAGAGUAACAUGUACUCUCCGCAUAAUUUAAUAUCCUGACAACAUACCCAAUAUAAAAAGCUAAGAUGCUUAAGGAAAGUUGAUUGAGGGAGGCUAGAAACAGUCUGUUGUGUGGUGUCUGCACUGUGUUUGGCCUGCAUGGGAACAUGGCCAGCAGUACUGCUCUCCAGAUGGUUGAUGUUGUGACAAAAAUGUUUAUGGGGUUGGUUUUCCCUUUGAAUUUAUUCCCGCACACACUAAGUUCUCUUUUCUGGCUGAAAAUAUGGACUUAAUUUGUGAAAUCAUAACGGUAUGACUCUUGACUUUUCAGUUAUGGUGACGUGUGCUCUGUUCUUAUACCUGCCAAAUGAAAAGCUGCAAGGUUAGCUAGGUCAGACAGAUAUGUGCAUUUUCCCUGUCCGGCAGUCAGUUUUUUUAAAGAGAUAAAAACAAUGCUGCACGCCCUACUUAAUGAAGAACACUACUAUUUGUGUGAAUUUGGCUAGCACUGCACCUAAACCAAGCAUAGCCAAAUGGAUUCUGUUUUCAACAGAAUGUCUUUCAACUACCCUCUGAAAUAUGUCAACAAAUGCACAUUGUUGUCCUUUGUUUAGCUUAAAGUCUUGUACUGUCUGUGCGGUUGUGACCUUUUACGGAUCUUCAGCAAGUUCGGCUUUAGUUGCUACUGGACCCAAAGAGCCUGGAAAUGGUGACAUCACCUAUGAAGCUAAAUGUUUUGCCACUAGAGGCACUAGAGAGCAAAAUGUGUAGCGGAGGACUUGGAGCCAACAGUGCCUGUUCUCUUGUUUAGAUUUUUCUGCCCCUCUGCUAAGUGGCAGGCUCAGCGAUAUACCUUUGUGUAAGUUUGUGUUACAGGGACAGUGUGUUUGUUUACAUUAAGACAAUGAAAUGUUGGCUCUAUUUGUCAAGUAAUCUAAAGAUUGACUAGAACCAAACUAGUGAAUACUGAGUUUUUGUGUGACUGUCCUAUUUGUGUUCUCCCAUUCUUUUGAAAUUUCUAGGUGAUCUGAUGAUGCUUUUUUAAAUUUUAGUUGCAGUUAUUGGAAACAGGCUCUUAGAAAUUAUCCUUGGUACUUUAUUUUAGAUGUAGGUGUAGAACUAGUUUUUGCAUCUACGAGGUCAAAAUGUUUUGCAUAGUGGAGUUUUAUUUUCUUUUAUCAUAUACGGUAAAUAUUCUAGUUUGAAAAAUGAAAGCUAUCUUAUUUUUCAAGCCGUCAACAAAUGUCCAUUAAAUUGUUUAAUUAAACAAUAGCUAUUGGAAACUUAA